AUUUUAAAUUCCGGUGAUCGCCACUCGCGGCAACUCUCGUUUGAACCACAAUCUUCGAAUUAACAAUGUCAGAAGGAACAUCACACUUGAUCGAUUCGCAUAGCGAAGGGGAUCAAGAUGCAUCUCUUCAUCCCCUCGCCCUUCGUCUCCGUGAAAUCUUGAACUUGUGCUCCAAAUCAGUCAAAACUGGAGAUUUAAAUGAGUCCGCAGAAGCCGUUUCCAAGGUCGUUGAUUUCCUAAACUCUGUCAGCAGUGCCGCUGUAUCCGACCCUGACAGCCAGGAUUCGAAGGAGAAGGAUGCAGUAAUGGUUCUGACUGAGCUAAUGCGCUUCAUUAGCUCUCCUUCACUGGACCAGGAAGUGAUCGAUGCCUUGUCGUUUGAGUUGCCCAAGGCAGUUGCCAAGUUCGGAGGAGUGUCUCAUAAAUGCCAGGAGCUUGUCGAAAGUUUAGUAAGCCACCUUAUAUCAACUUGCAAUCCACGGGAUAUGCUUUCGGUUCUCUGCGAUGCAUUAGGUUCCCCUGAUAAGAUGGUCUUGACACCUGCUUACGUUGUUCCUAUUCUGACUGGGCUUUCAAAAGUCUUUCUUUGCAUUCAGAGACGUGUCUUUGAACAAUUAAAAGCAGCAGUCCCUGGAAUCCUGAAUGCUCUAAAGGUUGUGUCUUCAGAGUUGGAUGAUGAAGAGAAAAAUUCCAUUACGGAUUUGAUUAGCAGAGUAAUAGGCAUUGCCACUUCUAUGCAGUCAGCUUCCCAAAAGUUGGAGGGCAGAAGAAAAGAAGAGCUCAAUGCUCUACUUGGCCUUUUUGUGCUGCAAAUAAUGGCUCUUCUUUCACGGGGCAUGACAAACGAACUUCAAGUGCAAAGCUGUGUUCCCCUGGUGGUUCAACUGUCACGCUUCCUUCCAGUUUGUGGUUUGUCAUAUAUUGGUCUUAUAACUGGAUGUGACAUUGAUGCCUUCACUAACAGUGUUUGUGGAGAGGACAGUGAUGAUGAUUAUGCAAGUUGCUUUUCCUAUGUCAAGCAUGGAGGAGCUCUUACAGUAAUCUGGGGCUAUACCUAUGAUGAGGUUUCAAAGGCUGCUGAGGAGGAUUUGGCUGGAGUCAAGGAUAAACUUUGUAGUAGUAAAACUAAAACGUGGGAAGCUGUUGGCAUGCUAAAAUACAUACUCUCCUCAGUGGAUCAACCAUGGUUACUAAAGAAACAUGCUAUUGACUUCUUAUUGUGUAUUAUGGACAGAAAUACCUCUCAAAACUGUAUUGAUGACCAUACAGAUUGCUUAAUCUAUAUGCCUAGUCUUUUUUCUUCCAUAAAGGCAAUUGAAAUGGUCAUAAUAUAUGCUCCAGAUGCAGAAUUAAGGAAGAAUGCUUUUUCUGCUUUGAAGAGGGUACUUGCUGAUAUUCCAUCUUAUCAAAGGUUUGACAUUUUAAAGGGUUUGCUUACAAAUAAUAACUUUCCUUCCAUGAUUGCAAUUCUUUUAGAUCUUGUUAGAGAGGAAAUGCGAAAAGAUAUAGAAAUCAUAAAAGUAGAGAAUACUGCUGAUAAAAGCACGCCAUUUUGGAGUGCUGAUGUCCUUGAAUUUGUGGAGCUGGUCCUGAAGCCUCCAAAGGGAGGGCCUCCUUCCCUUCCUGAGGAUAGUGAUGCGGUAUUAUCCGCUCUCAACUUGUACAGAUUCAUAUUGAUAUCUGAGUCAACAGGAAAGACAAACUACACUGGGGUGCUAUCAGAGAACACUUUACGUAGGGCUUACAUGGAGUGGCUUCUACCUUUGCGGACGUUAGUUACAGGGAUUAUGGCAGAAAAUGAGAAGGAUUACUGUCAGCUUGCAUUUGACAUAGUAUGUGGCUUAAAUCCCAUUGAGUUGGUUUUGUAUCGCUGUAUUGAACUCAUUGAAGACAAGCUGAAGAAUCCUGCUUAACUCUGGUCU
Messenger RNA from Telopea speciosissima, 1922 nucleotides. Its product is annotated as aberrant root formation protein 4. Gene Ontology annotation, cellular component: cytoplasm. Lineage: Eukaryota; Viridiplantae; Streptophyta; Magnoliopsida; Proteales; Proteaceae. The record is from RefSeq and is a predicted model, not a curated record. The coding region runs from base 66 to 1913 and encodes 615 amino acids. The transcript is spliced from 14 exons. Gene Ontology annotation, molecular function: ubiquitin-protein transferase inhibitor activity.